AUGCCGGCGAACAUCAGAGUCGAGAUUCCCGACCGGAAGGACGUCCACAUGCAGUUCUUCCCCAUUGAUUUCGACGACGGAGAGAUCUACGACAUACCCGCCCACUUUCUCAAGCUUCCCGCCCCACAUCCCACCGAGUUCCUGUACUUGCAACACUACUCCUCCACCGCCUCCAGCAUGGACAAGGCGCUCUCCGCCUGCGCGACCGCCGAGGAGAAGGUCGAUAUGCUGGUUGAUGAAGUCGCCGCGCUCAACGCCCUUAUGGCGGGAUACUUCGCCGUCACCCGCCGUAUGAUGUGCAAGUUCCGCGACGCGCACAACCAGACCGUCAUGGAUGUGGAAGAGCUCUUCAGUUCGUACCAAGGAGUAAUGACGAUCGCGAAGCACCAAAUGAAUAUCGUUGACGGGGGCAUCGAUUACCUUGAAAAGCUUGACAAAGCUAUCUACCUGGGGUACCCUCUCCCCCAUCCCCCACCACCGCCACGAAUCCUCAGCCGAGAGGACACCCUCCCCAUCGGCGAAAACGCUGACACCGGUCCCUCCACUUUCACCAGCACCCCUUCCGCCAAUUCGUCGUCGUCCACCAAACCCUCCACCUCUACCUCCAUCUCCACCUCGUCUCCCGACCCCACCACCUCUUCGAACCCCACCACCGUUUCCAACACCUCCACUUCCAUCAACCCCAAGAUGUCCGCUACGGCCUCCAGUUCGGCGACGAAGCCCAUGGAUCCGAUCCCGAUUCCGCACCCCUUCACCGACCCGCCACGCGCGGCUCCGAAGCCCAUAGCGGAACGCUUCCCGAAGAGGACCCCGCGGGAAGCAGAAACGGACACGUCCAGGUCGUACAAGACCGCCGCCGGCGUCGAGACUGCCAUCCAACUGCAGAAAGAGACGCUCACCCAGGAAGGCGUGUUCGUGCAGAUCCAACACCCCCCGGGGCCCCACCUUCCGGAGGGAGCGGCCGACGGAAAGGCCAAAGGCAAGGCGCGCGCCGUCGCGCUGUCGGAGGAGGACGAGGCGAUCGUCGCACAGAAGGCGGCCCUGCUCGGGAAGACCCUCGACGGCGUGCACAAGGCGAUGGGCGAGGCGCGCAACCUGCACGCCGAGGUCGCGAACCUGCUCCGCUGGGACGACGCGAAGCUCAAGGGGCUCGUGUUCGAGAUGGGCGUCCAGCACGACGCGGCGCAGAGGCAGGUCUCCACCGCCGCCGGACGCGCGCACUUGGUCCGAGAGACCGCGGGCGAGUACCUGAAGUGGCAGCAGAAGUCCGGCUUCACGCUCGCGGAGGGCAGCGGGUUCGCGCGCGAGGUCUUCACCGCGGCGGUCGCGGCGCGCGUCGCGAAGACGAAGGCACUGGACGACCUGUGCGAGACGCCGCUCUUCAAGAACCACAAGGUUACCUGGAGCGUCAACUGGGGGAAGGCCCCCGACACCGUCACCCGAGCGGAGGCGAUCGCGAUGUUGAAGGACGUCCCGCUCACGUUUACGCUUGUCCCCGUCGAUGAGAAGGCUAAGGACGAAGAUGCCGCGCGCAAGGAGACCAACGGCGCGGGACCCUCCGCCCGUCGCGAACAGAACCCCACCAAAGUCCGGGCGGCGAAGGCACCCGCCUGGUCCCCCAAGUUCGGCGCGGAGGGCGACGGCGCGGCAUCGACCAGCGAGCCCGCGCCGCAAUCCGAGGCCAAGGGGCCACGGGCCGUGAGCGCGCUCGUCCUCCCCACGGUAGAGGAGAUCGACGAAGACGACGAGGUCGAGCGCGGCGACGCGGUCCUCAUGAAGCUCCUCUCCGCGCGUCGUCAGCCCCCCAGCGCCGAUGUCUGCGGCGAGUCCUCCGCCUCCGCCCUCGCCACCGCCUCCGCCCUUGCCGCCGCCCCCGUAAAGUCCAAGGCGUCCGGGAAAGACAAGGGAAAGGUCACGGCUCCCGCUCCCGCCCCCGUCACGCGCAGGACCAAAGGCAGAGGCAAGACCCGCUCCGGCGCGACUGCCGCUGCCGAGGACGACGCCUCCCACCCCAUGGUCGGCGCGUUCUCCGUCGCCCACCCGCCCCGCGCCUCGACCUCCUCCUCCGGCAGCGCGGAGGCCAGCCCCACGGCGCGCGCGUCCGCCGGGCGCACGAAGCGCGCCGCAGCCGUCGCUGGAGGAUCCAAAUCCAAAUCCAAGGCCACGGCCGUUGAACGCGCGCCGCGCGCGACCAAGGGCAAGAAGCGCAAGGCGGAAGAGGAGCCCGAGGUCGAGGUCGAGGAGGACGGUGGCGAGGUGAAGAUGGGAAAGACGAACGAGCAGGCUGCGCGGCCGCGCGCGAAGCGUCUGCGCGUGCAGAAGUGA
Epithele typhae is the source of this 2325-nucleotide messenger RNA. RefSeq lists its product as uncharacterized. The coding region runs from base 1 to 2325 and encodes 774 amino acids. The record is from RefSeq and is a predicted model, not a curated record. Lineage: Eukaryota; Fungi; Basidiomycota; Agaricomycetes; Polyporales; Epitheliaceae. The transcript is spliced from 3 exons.